AUGGUAGCAGGAUUUGGAGAAGGAUAUGCGUCAGCGAUUUGGACAGAACUAGCCAGAAUCACAACUGAAGAAGAACGUACUCGAUACUUUGCACUGCUAAAAGUAUGCUUCUUUUUGGGAGUUGUCUUAGGACCAGCACUAAACCUCUUUCUAAAAGAGUGUGAUUUCUACAUCGGUAACUGGCACAUUGAUUUCCGCACAUCCCCGGGAUUUUUCAUGGCUUUAAUGUGGAUACUAGCCACUGGUAUCAUGUUUGUAUUUGUCUAUGAUCUUUCCGACGAGAUGAGAAAAAAGAAAGGGUAUGAACCAGUUUCAGACGGUCCAAGUGAAGAACAGUUUUCCGAAAAAGAGCAACUCCAAGAAGCGUAUAGCAUGGAAAUCCCAAAGGACAAGCACGGUGAUAUGACGGCAUCUCCGUUCAUAAAUGACGACGAUGUCAAAACCGAGGAAAUAGCAAAAGAUGACAAGGGUGUAUUCCCAGACGACUCAACGAAAUCCAGGAGUGCGUCAUUCCGCGAUGCUCUAAUAGAUAUGUUUGCCAAAUUUCACGUGAUUGGUAUACUCGAUAUUUUUCAUUUAUAUCCUCCAUACGUCUCUUCAGGCAAUUACACCCCUGGUUGCUGAGCGCAUGUUACACUGGAGUGAAGACAACGUCACUUUUCUAUUUACAAUCUGGGGUGUAGAAAUAACCAUAUUUGGAAUUAUUCUCUUGAUUCUGUCACCAAAGAUUUCAGAUCGACUCCUCCUUUUGAUCUCCGCUAUUUUUGGCAGCCUUGCAUCCAUGGGUAUUAUUCCACUGGCAUUCUAUUCCUCUAUGUCUAACAGAACUUUCUAUUUCUUGUUAGUAACAAUUGCCUUGGAUGGGAUUGCAUCAACUGUUAUCAAUGCAAUUGGUCGUUCUUUAGUUUCGAAGCACACUAAUCCAGGCAAUCAAGGCAAGGUGCAAGCCAUAAUGACUGUAUUGAAUAGACUGGCUUUACUUAUAGGGCCAUUAAUUGGUAGCAGUCUGUUUACAUAUCAAAAAAUAUUUGCAAUUAUUCUAUCAGGAUCACAGAUCUUUGAAUUGGUCUUGGUUAUUAUAGCUUUCAACAAACUUAAAGUCAAUCUCAGUAAAUGUUGA
Paramuricea clavata is the source of this 1120-nucleotide messenger RNA. The record is from the annotation of a GenBank genome assembly. Lineage: Eukaryota; Metazoa; Cnidaria; Anthozoa; Malacalcyonacea; Plexauridae.